Eubalaena glacialis (North Atlantic right whale) is the source of this 967-nucleotide messenger RNA. It is a transcript of the gene SMIM20, whose product is annotated as small integral membrane protein 20. The record is from RefSeq and is a predicted model, not a curated record. Lineage: Eukaryota; Metazoa; Chordata; Mammalia; Artiodactyla; Balaenidae. Bases 77 to 280 code for a protein of 67 amino acids. Gene Ontology annotation, cellular component: mitochondrial inner membrane. Gene Ontology annotation, biological process: mitochondrial respiratory chain complex IV assembly. The transcript has 3 exons.
ACGAUACCGCCGGCGGGAUCUGUGUUUCCGAGAGUGAGGGCUGCUCGGCGGGUCACGGCGGCCACCGGCUGGAGCCAUGACCCCGAACCUGCGCACCGCGCUCAUUUUCGGCGGCUUCAUCUCCCUGAUUGGCGCCGCCUUCUACCCCAUCUACUUCCGGCCCCUAAUGCGGCUGGAGGAAUACCAGAAGGAACAAGCCGUAAAUCGAGCUGGUAUUGUCCAAGAAGACGUGCAGCCACCAGGGUUAAAAGUGUGGUCAGAUCCAUUUGGCAGGAAAUGAAAAGGCUAUCACCACCUCUGAAUAUGAAAGUAGACAGAGUCUUCAUGCUUUCAGUUCUGCAGCAAGUACAAUAAAUCACCUGGCUAAAGAACGAUGGCUGGAGAAGAAAACUCUAGAAGGCUGUAAAGAAGAGUACUGUGCACCAGGAUUAAUUCCCUUCUUAAGUAUCAAAAGAACCCUGAAACAAAUCGCACCAUUACGAAGGUUUUCAUGAUUUGGUUUCCUUUCUAAAAAUGAAGCUUUCUCACCCAGCUGCAUUUGGAGGUGAUCUACUUAUUAUUCAGUCUCUACCUCUUACCCACCUGAGCUGUGAUAUGAAUACAAGCAACCAGUAGACUUGGGAAGAUCCUAGUCUGUUUUGCCAUCUUCCAAAUAAGAAGUUCAGUGAAAAACCACCAUAUUGAGCAGCCUCAUAGGGCUCUUUGAAAAUGUUAAAGUUGAUAAAACUCUUUGAGGACAAGGUACAUUGUACUCUUUAAGAAUAAACAGUUCAACUCAACUAUCUCAUUGGGAGGGUUGCUGCAUGUUGAAAAAUAAAUAACUAUGAAGCAAACCAAACUAAAUGGGUAUGCAUGCCUAGUAGAAAUCAUGUUGAAUUAACUGAAGUGAAAAUGUGUAUAUUAAAAUGAUUUCUUUUUACUUCACAAUGGUGUAAGAUUUUUUGUAAAUCCUUUUUUGUAAGCGCAU